This is a messenger RNA of Hypomesus transpacificus, 2691 nucleotides long. It is a transcript of the gene gcfc2, whose product is annotated as GC-rich sequence DNA-binding factor 2. The transcript is spliced from 18 exons. NCBI's taxonomy places the organism in Eukaryota, Metazoa, Chordata, Actinopteri, Osmeriformes, Osmeridae. Gene Ontology annotation, biological process: mRNA splicing, via spliceosome. The coding region runs from base 72 to 2612 and encodes 846 amino acids. The record is from RefSeq and is a predicted model, not a curated record. Gene Ontology annotation, cellular component: nucleus. Gene Ontology annotation, molecular function: DNA binding.
UCUAACAUUUUCCGACAUGCCAUAUUACGUGAUAUUUACAUGGCAGGUUGCAGUCCAGACUUAGCAAGAACAUGUUCAAUAAGAAGGUCCGUAGAAACAUCCGUCAAAGAAAAGGAGAAUCCAGCGAUGAGGAUGAACAAAAAGACGGAAGCGUAGAUGAUAUCAAAGUAGUACACCCUGCUGCUGUAAAUAUAAAACCGUCAAAGUUGCCCCAGAACCGCGGGAUCUCUUGCAGUUCAAAGCGGGAGGUGACGCCUCCUAAAUCGGACUCGAGUGGUGACGAGGACCCUGGGCAGGUCGGUGGACCCUUCGCUGUCCGUAGCAGGAACGUGGAUGUCGGGAAGAAGAAGAAGGGAAACGUACUUAGCUUUUCGGAUGAAAAAGAAGGUAAGGUAUCCGAAUUCAAGGUGAAGAAAUUAGCGGAUAAAGCUGUUGUUUUCCAAGCCCGUAAGAAAGAAGAUUCACUUGCGAAGACCACUUUCAGACCCGCAGGCACAGCCAGAAGGAACGUAACUAGGGCUGAAUCACCUCUAAGGCCUUCUGGUAGUGAUGAUGAUGGGGCCUCAGGUGAAGAGCUGUCCCCAGACAGUGACCCCGAGGAAGAGGCCAAGUCCACCUCCAGCUCAGCCUCCUCCAAAACCUCCAAGCCCUCCGCCCCCAAAAAGGUAGUGAUCCCAGACGCCCGGAGGAUCACGGCAGCCAGGAGGCAGCGUCAGGAGGCCCGAGCCCAGAAGGAGUACAUCCCUCUGGGGAGGGAAGGGGAGCGGUCCCCCAGCAACCCUGGAGACCUGGACCGGGACGAGGGGAGCGACGGACACGAGGAUGAUGACGAUGAGCCAGACGACCACGAACGCAGGAUCGAGUUUGCCCCGAGACCCAGGACAGUGAGGGAAAGGAUCGCAGAGAAGCUGGGAGGGAGUGCCAGUGAGGACAGCGACUCCCAGGAGAGAGAAGACCAGGAGCUCUGGGAGGAGCAGCAGAUAGGGAAGGGGGUCAAGAGACACCCGGGGGAACAGAGCCCCAGCAGUGACAGCAGUGUGUGCAGUGGCCGAGGCAGGCUGAAGAAAAGGGCUGUGAUCCCAGAGACUCUUCCUGCAGUCACAGUCAGCAUGGUGAAGAGGAGGAUCACUGGGAAACUGGACUCUCUGAGGGGGGUCCACAGGGCCCGCGAGGCAGAGCUGAGGAGGAUGGAGGGGGACAUGGAGGGUGCCAGAACCGCCCUGGAGAACCUGGAGAACAGUUCCUCGGACCGGCAGCUGAGUUUCUACCGCGACAUGAACCUCUACGUACGGAACCUGGUGGAAUGCCUGAGAGAGAAGGUGGUGGAGAUCAACUCACUGGAGCUGGACAUGCACUCUCUGCUGUCUGACCAGGCGGAGGCGCUGUUGUCCCGCAGACGGGAGACCGUCCAACUGGAGUCCUCCCGCCUUCAGCAGCUCUGCUACAGCAGUGAUCCACAAAGUGAAGGAGAGUCAGGUGACCUGUCAGGUGACCACCUGAACGAGACACUGGUUAAAGGUGACGAAGACUCUGACAGUCUUCCAGCAGACAGCGAGCCUUCGGCUGAGGAAGAGGAAGAACUGCAGAAGAAGAAAGCUGAGCUGGUGAGCCGGUCUCAGGGUGUGUUUGCAGAUGUCCAGGAGGAGUUCUGGGACGUCAGGAAGGUGCUGCGUCGGUUCGAGGAGUGGAGAAGCUUGUUCUCUGAGUCCUACCACAGCGCCUACAUCAGCCUCUGUCUGCCCAAACUGCUCAACCCACUCAUCAGACACCAGAUCCUGGGCUGGAGCCCCCUACAGUCAGCAGUGGAGGACUUUGAGGCGUUGCCAUGGUACUCUGCCGUGGAGGCGUUUUGCCACGGCGAUGGUUACGAGGAGAAGGAGAACGCUGACAGGAAGACUCUGCCUGCCAUCAUAGAGAAAACACUGCUGCCCAAGAUACAGGGCUAUGUGGAGCUGGUGUGGGACCCCCUGUCCAGGCAGGAGUCUUCCCGGUUGGCAGUGCUCUGCCACAGACUGAAGGAUGACUACUUCCUGUUCCAGGGAGAGCACAGCAAACCGGUCAAGGCAUUUUUGGACGCAGUGAUUGGUCGGCUGAGGACCUCCGUGGAGGAAGAUGUCUUCAUCCCUCUCUAUCCUAAAAGGUUUCUGGGAGACAGCUCUUCUCCACAGUGCAGGUUCAGAGACGAACAGUUCUGGACUGCCGUAAAGCUUCUUGGUAGCAUGUCUUUGUGGGAGGGCCUGGUGUCAGGGGAGGCCCUGAGGGAGGUGAUGUUGGACCAGCUCCUGAACCGCUACCUGAUGAUGACGAUACUGAACGAUCCCCGACCACAAGACUCCCUCCGCAAGACCAGCAAGGUGGCAGAGUGUUUUCCUGAGUCGUGGUUCAGCCAUGUGAGUGGUGGUUCGUCUCUCCCCCAACUCCUGUCUCUCAGUAAACACCUGCUCCAGAUAGCCCAUUCUGUCUGCAAGCAGCAGCCAAACAGCCCCAGCACCAGGGAAUUUGUGAGUGACGUGCUGAAGGUUCUGGCCCGCAUCAAAGCUUGGGACAACGCCACGGCCUUAGCAGAGAAAUAUGAUUACACAGAUCUCCUGGACGCUCUCGAUAUGUCCUGAUCAUCAUGUUGUGAUUCAGUGUACAGUUAUAGCUGUACUUUUUUUAAAGAAUAAAAAUAUUUUUCAUUGUGUUUAUAGA